AAAUAUUUAUUUGGUGUUUGGAUUCUGAAAUCAUCAGAAAGAGAAGAGUAGUGAGCUCUGAUUUGUGUUGAGUGCAGAGAAAAGAAGAUGACAAGCAACAAGUAUGCAGUGUUGGUGGGAUGCAAUUAUCCCAACACACAAAAUGAAUUGCAUGGCUGUGUAAACGACGUUGUGGGCAUGAAAAGCACCCUGCUUACUCGUUUUGGGUUUGGCAAAGAGAAUAUUGAGCUCCUGAUCGAUACAGACGAGUCAUACACAAAGCCCACAGGAGAAAACAUUCGCAAGGCCCUGCUCAACAUGGUAGGGAAGGCCAAGGGUGGAGAUGUGCUCUUCUUUCACUACAGCGGCCAUGGCACAAUCAUCCCAAUCCAUCACCACAAGGACGAGUGUAUUGUCCCAUGUGAUUUUAACUUUCUCACAGACGAAGAUUUUCGCGAAAUAGUGAAUCAAGUUCCGGAAGGGGCCUCUUUCACCAUGGUCUCUGAUUCGUGUCACAGUGGAGGCCUUAUUGACAAAGAAAUAGAACAAAUCGGUCCUCAUGGUCAAGCUCAAACUGCUAAUACUUGUGAAAUCACCGAAGAAGAAAGGAAAAAGAGCAAGUUUUUGCCCUUGGAUUCUAUUCUGCAAGUCUUAAGAGAAAAAACAGGGCAAGCUGAAUUAGAGGGCGAUGAUAUAAAGACUGCUCUGUUUGAUCUGUUUGGAGGAAACAGCAGCUGCAAAGUGAAGAAGCAAUUUGAAGGUGUUAGGGAAUUUGUAGCGGAGCAAGCUCGCGUUGAUGAAGACAUGGGAAUACUGUUAAGUGGGUGUCAAUCAGAUGAGACUUCUGCGGAUGCGUGCCCAUCUGGUAAUCUAGAAGAGGCAUUUGGGGCUUUCACCAAUGCUAUUCAAAUGGUGUUGGGCGAGCAUCCGGGCCCUAUAAGCAAUAAAGAACUGGUUUUGAGUGCGAGGAAACUUUUGCUACGAGAUGAAUACUCGCAGCAUCCAUGCCUCUACUGUAGCAAUCGAAACGCAGAUGCCAACUUCCUCUUUGAACAAUCCAACAAUCCAAAAUAAUUUACCAUUCCACCCUGCAAACGCCACACUUUCAAUGUAAUCACUUGAUUAUUUCUAAUAAAAAUUUCAUUUUCAA
Molecule: messenger RNA, 1129 nt
Organism: Cryptomeria japonica (Japanese cedar)
Lineage: Eukaryota; Viridiplantae; Streptophyta; Pinopsida; Cupressales; Cupressaceae
Product: metacaspase-9
Exons: 2
Coding region: 88-1053 (321 amino acids)
Biological process (GO): proteolysis
Molecular function (GO): cysteine-type endopeptidase activity
Source: RefSeq, a predicted model, not a curated record